Podarcis lilfordi (Lilford's wall lizard) is the source of this 14033-nucleotide messenger RNA. The record is from the annotation of a GenBank genome assembly. NCBI's taxonomy places the organism in Eukaryota, Metazoa, Chordata, Lepidosauria, Squamata, Lacertidae.
AUGGCGCUUCGGCAGGCGCUGGGAAGGGGCGCGCGGCUGGGCCGGGGCCUGCUGUGGCGCUGGCUCGGGGGAGCGCCUCCCCCUCCUGCGCCGCCCGCCUUUCUCGCCCGCCGCCCGCAGCAGCCGCCGCCGGCCCGCCCGGGCUUCCUGCGCGAGGCCGCGGCCCGGCUGGGCCUGACCGGCGGGCCUCCGUCACCGGGCCUCCUGCUCUUCCGGCAAAUGGCGCCGCGGGUCCCCCUCGGGCCCCGCCGCCUCGGGCUGGCCUUCGGCCUCGGGCUGGCGCUUCUGGAGCCGGCGCUGGCAGAGCAGAGGCAGGCGAGCGAGGCCUGUAAGGGCAUCCAGGUAAGCGGGCUAGGCCUCGUUACCAUGGCAACGGGGGCGGCCUUCAGCAUAGAUUUGGGACGUUUAUAUUUCCAUACCAACCCCGUCCCACACUUCCUUCCAUAGAGUUUAAGGUGGUUGUUUGAUUGGAAGUCGCUUUGGGCAAGAGUAAGCGACUAACCAAUUUAGUAAAUAACAAUAAUAAUUGAUUGCAUUUAUACACCCCUCUUUUUCUCCAAGGAGCUGAAGGUGCCAUACAUGGCCCUCCCCGUCUCUUCUUUUAAUCCCAACAACCACCUUGUGGUAGGGUAGGUUAGGUUGAGAGGCAGUGUCUCCCUCAAUGGGGUUUGUGGCUUGAAAAGGAAUUUAAACCCAUGCCUCCUAGAUCCUUAAAGGUAAAGGGACCCCUGACCAUUAGGUCCAGUCAUGACCGACUCUGGGGUUGUGGCGCUCAUCUUGCUUUAUUGGCCGAGGGAGCCGGCGUCCAGCUUCCGUGUCAUGUGGCCAGCAUGAGUAAGCCGCUUCUGGCGAACCAGAGCAGCGCACGGAAACACUGUUUACCUUCCCGCCGGAGAGGUACCUAUUUAUCUACUUGCACUUUGACAUGCUUUCGAACUGCUAGGUUGGCAGGAGCAGGGACUGAGCAAUGGGAGCUCAUCCCGUCGCGGGGAUUCGAACCGCCGACCUUCUGACCUUCUGAUCAGCAAGUCUGUGGUUUAACCCGCAGCAUCACCCGCGUCCCAGAUCCUUAGUUGGACACUAAUCUCAAAGGGUUUUUUUUGGGGGGGGGUCCACAACUUCUAGUGUUUCUCUGUCGCUUUCUCCACACUGUGCAUAAUUUUAUAAACUUCUAUCAUAUGUCUCCUCUUACUCGCCUUUUCGCUAAGUAAUAAAAGUCCCCAAAGCUGCAAUAUUUCCUCAUAGGGGAGAAACUCCAUCCUUUUGGUUGCCCUUUUCUGAAACGUUUCCAACUCCUACCUUUUUAAAGGUGAGGCAACUAGAACUGUACACGGUAUUCCAAAUGUGGCCACACUGUCUCGCCUCUCCUUCUGCAGGAGCUGCUUGGAGCCGACUGAAAAGCACGGUUUCAUAAGUAUAAUAUUAUGAUUUGCAUUUUCUCUUUUGUUGUUGUUGUUUUCCCCCAUUCAGACAAUAUUUAUCCAGAGGAACAAACCUCAGAAAGAGCCCCUGGGCUUAUUCUGCCAGCAAGGCUUCAAAUUGGAAGAAUAUUCCAUUGGACGAUCUAUUGGCAAAGGCUGCAGCGCAGCUGUGUAUGAAGCAACAACCCCUUUUGCCAUGCCUCACAAAGCAAGUUCGGAGCCAGAAGCUGAUCAUUUUGAUCAUUGCGAUGGUUCAGAUGCCCAGACUGGAGGGGGAAAGCUCUGCCAAGUUGGUUGUUGGAGAACUGGCUUCCCGCUGGCAAUCAAGAUGAUGUGGAACAUUUCGGUGAGGAUCCUGUGUUUGGUUUGCUCCUCAGGUGUUGAAGGAAAGUGCAUUGAAACCUUAGUCCAGUGGAGCAGUAAUUGAUGUUAAUCUAAAAUAUGUCCUGCAAGAGCCAGCAGUUGCUACCAUGGUGUCAAUUAUUUCUUCUGAAAAGUGCGAUAGGUUUCUGGGGAGAAGAAAAACAAUGAACAGCUUGAUUGGGAACAAAACAACAGUUCUGCCUGAGUAAUGCAGCUCUCACAGUGAUCACAAGCAGCAGCAUCAGAAAAUGCAGUGUGCAGUAGUGGUGGAAAUGGAGUGCUUCUUUUUCCUGCAGUGUUGGCUUUUAAAGAAAUCAUUUAAAACCUUUGAGGAGCAUAAUGCCAAACCACAGUGGCCUGUCCUUACUCUGCCUGUGCACUCCCUCUUCCAUCCCUUCACCAUACUUGUUCAGAUUCCCUCCCUUCGUUCCGUAUUCUUGGCAAAACAUACUUUGCCGUGUUGCCCAAACCAUGCGAACUAGUUUAGAUAACCCAGCAAACAAUUGUUUGACAAGAACUGGGGGAAUUGCUGUCUUAAGGCUUUCUACAUCAGGGUUCAGUAAAUAUGACUCUUAGAAGACAUCUGAAAGCAGCCCUGUACAGGGAAGUUUUUAAUAUUUGAGGUUUUAUAGUGUUGUUAAUAUUUUGUUGGGAGCUACCCAGAGUGGCUGGGGAAACCCAGUCAGAUGGGCAGAGUAUAAAUAGUAAAAUUAAAUUAAAAUAUGUGAGCAAGGGCAGUGGGCAUAAGCAUUCUAGCUCCAGUCCACCUGAUGCCAUUUCAGUCAUUGUUCUUCAAUUCCAAAAUGACUGAAAGGCUCUUUCCUGUGACCUCCCUUGUAGUAAGUAAGUAGAUAUUCCCCAUGCACAAGGGAUUGUGUGAACCUGAGAUUCAUUCAUGUUGUACCAGAAACCACAGUUUGGCAUUACUCCUGGACCAUCCCACUGAUUGGGAAUCGGCUGGCAGAUUAACAGAAAAUAAAAACAAAUUAGAAACACAGUAUCAAAUAUGAUGCAGAAACAAACUUCAGUAAAAUUCAACAACUGGGGCACAAGUAGAUGGGGAGUGGCCCAUAAAGAUAGGCAGGUGGGUUAUAAUUUCUUUCUCCUGCCCACAAUGUAGUUUAAAAAGUAACAGUGUUUGAGAGAUAUUCUUGCAGGUAAUGCGAACUGGAAAUGCAGGUGUAUUGAAUUAAAAUCGGCACAAUUGUGUUCUGUUCACGUCUUAUCCCACCAAUGUGUCCCUGAUGAGUUUAAAACUUGUGUGAGUUCUGGGCCUCAUUAAAAGCCCUCCUACAAUUAAUUUGAAAAGAAGCCUCCUAACAGCUCCCUUUCCAGCCAUUAUUUUCUAUCCUCUCUUCAUUAUUGUUAUUACUGGAUUUCUAGGGCUGUUUUGAGGAUUGCAGAGAUAAUACAUGUGACUCAAAGCCAAAUAUAAAUAUCAUUGUUGCCAUUAUUGGAACCCCCUUCUUUUUAAAAAGCUGUUUUAUGCUUCAAGAUAUUUACCAUAUCUUGCUAAGGGAUUUUUUUUCUUUUUGGAGAGAGGAGGGUGUUUGGGACCUUACGUAUUUUGUAGUCCUAUCUCCAGAUUUCCCCACGUCCCUUCUUUUUAUGAUACACUGCAUCAAAAUGGGGAUGGGUGGCGAAGAAAUCGAAUUCAGUACUUAAUUCAUUCCGGAGGUCCAUUCUUAACCUGAAACUGUUCUUAACCUGAAGCACAACUUUAGCUAAUGGGGCCUCCGCACCGCCGGAGCAUGAUUUCUGUUCUCAUCCUGAAGCAAAGUUCUUAACCCGAGGUACUAUUUCUGGGUUAGCGGAGUCUGUAACCUGAAGUGUAUGUAACCUGAAGCGUCUUUAACCUGAGGUACCACUGUAUUUAGAUGAGGCAGCCUUCAUUUGAACACAAGGAAAAUAAAUCAUGUUUGGGCUCUUGCAGGCUGGUUCUUCAAGCGAAGGCAUCCUCAACUCCAUGUCACAGGAGCUUGUUCCAGCCAGCGGCUCAGCCUUAUCUGGAGAAUUUGGUGCGAUCACUCCUCCCAGGUAUAAUUUGUUAAUUUUGAUGAUGUAGAAGAGGGAGCUGAGGCUGAUGGGAGUUGUAAUCCAACACAUCUCAAGGACACCAGUUUGGGGAAGGCUGUUUUAAGUACAUGCAGCUUAAUUAAGAUUGUGAGCUGCUCAGGGUGCAGACCUUUUCUUUUAUUAACAUGCACAGUAAUAAUGCACAGCAGUAAUAGUCCUACUAUCCCUAUCCUUGACUCAUUGUGUCCUUUCUUCUGUUGCUUUCCUCAUUGUCUGUUUUAUUUCAUAAGCUCCUAGCAGCCAGAGACCUGUCUAGGUUGCCUUGGUAAAUUGGAAAGGCAGCACAAACUGUUACGGUACCUUAGAAAUAAUAACAAAGUUUUGUGACACCUUAAAAACUAACAAAUUUAUUAUGGCAUAAGCUUUUGUGAACUAGAGUCUACUUGUUAUUCUUAGCUGCAGGUAUAUGAACAUGUGGUUGGGGAUGGAAUUGUAAGUUCAGAGGGAAAUGAGGUGCAAAAAACAACAACCCAGCAGACAGUGACAAUUCAUUUAGAUCUCAGAAUGCAUGCAAAAUAAGCACAGCUUUAGUCUUGGAGUCUGAAUUGAGACAAUAGUUUCCUGUCACAGUGCAGAUGAUAAUUAACUCAACAUUACCAAGUAGAUUUCUUUGUCACCUCUCACUGAUAUUGUAAAGCGGUCACUGUGCUUAUUUUGAAUACAUUCUAGCUCUGAGUUGGCACCCUUGUGCUUCCAGCAUUUCAUUUCCCUCUGAGCUUAUUGCUUACAGUUCCCUCUCUGUGUUCCUGCAACUGUUAAUGGAUCUAACAAAUCAGAUUCAAGUCCACAAAAGCUUAUGCACCAUAAUUUUAGUGUGUUAAGGUGCCACAGACUCUUAAUCUUCAUUGCAACAAAAACAAUAACAUGGCUACCCUUGCGGAAAUAAUAGCAGUUGUUAUGCAACAGUUAAAACCUAUUGUUUGUAGUUAUAAAUGGCACCUUCGCCCAGGAGCAAAGUUCCAAACCUCUGGUCAGGCAGCCCAUGGGUCAUUUUUCCAGUAUAUGGUUGAAACUAGUCAGAGACACAAGGAUGUUAAACAAAGAUCAAGGCACAGCCCCCAAUAGCUCAGCCAUGCUUUGGCUAUAAUAGGACAAUUAAUACAUUUUUAUAGAGAACGGAACAAUCAAUGACAAAAAAUUAUACCUGGCCAUAGAAGAGCUGGGUUGAAUGCAGCUUCUACUCUGGCCCAGAAAACAUAAUGGCCUAUUUUGCUGGGCUGUGAGAAAACACACCACAAAGAGAUUUCAAAUUCAUUUUGCUAAUUACCGUAUUUUUCGCUCUAUAACACGCACCUGACCAUAACAUGCACGUAGUUUUUAGAGGAGGAAAACAAGAAAAAAAUAUUCUAAACGAAACAGUGGAUGUAUGAUUUUUGUGGUUCAUGCUGUGGCCACAGAUGUGAUCUGACGGUGAGUUUGGGUUAGCCCAAUGCAAAAAUCCUGAGGAUCCAUGUGGAUCCAUGCUUUGUAACCACGCUUUUGCGCCAUUGCAGCCCCAUGAAACAGUGGGUGCGUGUGUGUUUUUUGGUGCAGGCUGUAGCCAUGGAUAUGCUAUGUGAUCUGAUGGUGAACUUGGGGUGACCCAGUGCAAAAAUCCUGAGGAUCCAUGUGCAUCCGUGCUUUGUAACCACGUUUUAAGUGGGGAGGGAAGGAAAAGCAUUCAAGGGACAAGGAGCACGUGUGGGGUGGGUGGAGAAGGAUGCGGCUAAUAAUGCAGGCGAGGGGUUUAAGGGGAGAAGGAAUACGUGUGGGGUGUGUGGAGAAGGAUGUGGCUAAUAAUGCAGGCGAGGGGUCUAAGGGGAGAAGGAACACGCAUGGGGUGUGUAGAGAAGGAUGCUGCUAAUGAUGCAGGAGAGGGUUUAAGGGGAGAAGGAACACGCGUGGGGUGUGUAGAGAAGGAUGCUGCUAAUGAUGCAGGAGAGGGAUAUAAGGGGAGAAGGAACACACAUGGGGUGUGUAGGGAAGGAUGCUGCUAAUAAAGCAGGAGAGGGGUUUAAGGGGAGAAGGAACACGCAUGGGGUGUGUAGAGAAGGAUGCUGCUAAUAAUGCAGGAGAGGGGUUUAAGGGGAGAAGGAACACGCAUGGGGUGUGUAGAGAAGGAUGCUGCUAAUGAUGCAGGAGAGGGGUUUAAGGUAAGAAGGAACACGCAUGGGGUGUGUGGAGAAGGAUGCUGCUAAUGAUACAGGAGAGGGGUUUAAGGGGAGAAGGAACAUGCGUGGGGUGUGUGGAGACGGAUGCUGCUAAUGAUACAGGAGAGGGGUUUAAGGGGAGAAGGAAUACGUGCGGGGUGUGUGGAGAAGGAUGUGGCUAAUAAUGCAGGCGAGGGGUCUAAGGGGAGAAGGAACACGCAUGGGGUGUGUAGAGAAGGAUGCUGCUAAUAAUGCAGGAGAGGGGUUUAAGGGGAGAAGGAACACGCAUGGGGUGUGUAGAGAAGGAUGCUGCUAAUGAUGCAGGAGAGGGAUAUAAGGGGAGAAGGAACACACAUGGGGUGUGUAGGGAAGGAUGCUGCUAAUAAAGCAGGAGAGGGGUUUAAGGGGAGAAGGAACACGCAUGGGGUGUGUAGAGAAGGAUGCUGCUAAUAAUGCAGGAGAGGGGUUUAAGGGGAGAAGGAACACGCAUGGGGUGUGUGGAGAAGGAUGCUGCUAAUGAUACAGGAGAGGGGUUUAAGGGGAGAAGGAACACGCAUGGGGUGUGUAGAGAAGGAUGCUGCUAAUAAUGCAGGCGAGGGGUCUAUGGGGAGAAGGAACACGCAUGGGGUGUGUGGAGAAGGAUGCUGCUAAUGAUGCAGGAGAGGGGUUUAAGGGGAAAAGGAGCUCGGUGGGGUGUGUGGAAAAGGAGCUUUUCGGCGAGGGGAGGGGGGAGGGAAAGAGCACUGUUGCUUUAAAGUAGCCAACCGGACAGCAGCCACUUACAGCAGUGUAAGCAGCUCCUUUCCUCUCCCGCUUUGCUCCUUCUCUCCCUCUUUGCUGCUUUACGCAGCUAAUGGCGAAUCCCCUGCAACCCAAGUCCUGCUCAGCGGAUCAGCUGAGACGCUGGGAGAAUCGUAAUUUCCCCCUCUCCCUCAUCCCGUGCCCUCCUGUUCCCAGCAGCCUUUUAAAAAACUUUUUUACUGGUUUUCACUGCGCUCGUGGCUCAGAGCCCUCCUGUGCCCUGCCGUCCCUCUGCAGCCUCAUUGCUCCGUUUAGAGAGCGGACCUUUGCUAGCUGAGGCUGCAGCAGCUGUUGCUGGCUACAAGGCGCUUUUUCCGGCUCGCUAUGGCUCCCGUCUGUCCCUCCUCCCGUGUAAGCGGCUGCUGGCCACUUUGCUGCGAUGGCUCUCCUUCCUUCCCUCCUCCUCGGCUCCUCCCCCUCCUCCUGGCUGUAAAGCAAGCAAAGCUAGUGACAGAAGCCUUGCAAGCGGCUCCCGCUUUGCUUGACUGACGGGAGCCAUGGUUCCGGUCGAGUGCAUUCGCUCCGUAACACACACAGGCAUUUCCCCUUACUUUCUAGGAGCAAAAAAGUGCGUGUUUUGGAGCGAAAAUUACGGUAAAUCUGCAAUAGCAAUGAUAAGUGGUUGUAAGCGGUAACAAACUGUCUUGAAAUAGGCAACUUGUCUUCGGUAAGAAGAGGCUGAAACCUCAUCCAAAUAUAGUCCAGGUGCUUCGAGCAUUCACGUCCCACGUCCCACUGCUUCCUGGUGCAACGGUGGACUAUCCGGAUGUUCUGCCCUCCACACUGAAUCCCUCUGGAAUAGGGCACAGCCGCACACUCUUCCUAGUGAUGAAAAAGUAAGUUGGGAGAGAGCAGGGUGGUCAAUGGAUUGUAUGGCUGCAAAGUGCAUGUGGCUUCUAACCUUUAUGGUUUGGGACAAAAGUUGAUCCUCUGCUCCCAACAACAGUGAUCGAGUGGCAAAUGUGGUUUCCGAGCUCUCAUCAUCCCUGAGCAUUGGCCAUGCUGGCUGGGGCAAAUGUGAGUUGGAGUCCAACAGCUGUUGGGCCACAGGAUGGGGAAGGCUGGUAUAGCUAAAUGAUUAGUUAAGGCUGGAAGAUGAAAGGUAAGGAAGAGAUUCCACUUCCACUAUCACCCCAAUACACUGGAGCUUUCUGCGGUUAAUGCCUUCAUCAUUUUUAACCCACAAGAACUAGAAACUUGAUUUUUUAGAAAGAAAGAAAGAAAGAAAGAAAGAAAGAAAAUGAGGAAAGCAGAAUUAGCUCCACAUCAUGUCCAGUUCCAUCAAGGAAGAGGCCAUGGUGCAGUUUGGAGGAAGCUGGCCAGACAGUGAGCUGUAGCUGAACCAGGGAGAUGGGUCAAGAAGCAGGAAGCAAGGGUAGUUGGAAACAGGUCCUAGGAAAGAGACAGUGUGCUCUGAAAAGUGCAGGGUGCAAAUUGCUCUGAGCCAUAAUUUUCAGGAGUCAUUUCAACAGUUUGUUUGUGUGUGUGUGUGUGUGUGUGUGUGUGUGUGUGUGUGAGAGAGAGAGAGAGAGAGAGAGAGAGAGAGACAGAAUGAAUGAGAAUAUUGGAGAAGAAAACAACCCACACCUUUUAGCUAGUGAAAGUUGACUUAAUUUUCUGGUGAUGUGGUGCAUUUAUUUCAAAUACCCCAUAGCAAAGGCACCUUCCCAUGCUUUUUCAAGCUUUCUGCUGCUGUUGAUGAGCAGCAUCAUGCCAUGGCCAUCUCCCAUUCCAUGGUGACAUUGUGGGGGAAAGUGGGCCCAAGAAUUACUCAGGUCCUGCUUGCAGGCUUCCCAUGGAUGCCUGGACUAGAUGGGUCUUUGACCUGAUCCAGCAGGGCUCCUCAUGUUGCCCUAUACCACCAAAGCAAGGAAGGAGUUGGAUGGGAGAUGUCUCUGCUAUCUAGAACGCCAAAAAACAAGUUCAUUCCCACAUGAAAAUGAUGUUUACUUCACUACACCACCAAGGAUGAAGAGAAAGCAAUGUUCCCAUUUUCAGCCAGAUUUAGGUGUUGCUUCUGGAACCCCACUAAUGAGCUGCCACUUCCUUGCUUGCUCCAUCCAGCUACCCAUGUACGCUGCGCCAGUAUCUCUGCGACAGGAUCCCAGCUGCUCACCUGGGCACCAUGAUGAUCCUGCAGCUACUGGAAGGGGUGGACCACCUCGUUCGACACGGAGUGGCUCACAGGGAUUUGAAGUCUGACAACAUCCUCGUUGAGUUUGACGCCGGUACGUAGCGCAGCUGCAAAACCUGUGCGUGUAUCUGGUCAGGGAGAAGUGAUGAGCAGGAUCAUUGUGCUUGGAAUGGAGAAAACAGGUAGAGAUCUUAAAAAUGCUAGAGGAGUGGUAGAAAACCCUGGCAUCAGGCUGCUCAUCAUCACAUAUCACCAACAAAAAGCACUUCGGAUGGGGCAAACCCAGCUUCGAAUCGCUGCUGGGGCACACACCUAGGCUACCUCACAGGGUUGGUGUGAUGAUUAAAUCAUGCAGAGAACUUGUUUGGAAUGUCACCUUACAAAUGUCAUAAACAAUAAUUGCAGGUGCCCUCUUGGAAGGGAUACUCCCCAUUAUAUGUCACACAGGAUGUUCCAAGUAGUCUCAGUGCUGCUGUGUCGCCUGGCUUAGAAGAUGCAUCUUUCUUGCACUUAGGUUAUAGGCAACCCAGGAAGCUGCCUUUGCCUGAGUCAGACCAUGUUUUGGGUCUAUUGAGUAGAGCCAGUGUUGACUGGCGGUGGCUCUCUCGGGUCUCCGUCCCAGAGAGGUUUGUAAAUGGAGAUGCCAAAGAUUGAACUAAAGACCUUUGACAUGUGAAGCAAGUGCUCUGCCAGUCAGCAAUGGCUGCUCCUAAUGAGCCUAGGAAGCUGGCUUAUAACGAGUCUUUCCCUUGCUCCAUCUAGCUCUAUAUUGGCUGCACUGGCUGCCAGCAGCUCUUCAGCAUUUCCAACUGGGGUCUCUCCCCAGAGAUGCUGGGGAUUGAACCUAGGACUUUUAUCUAUGUUUGCAGAGCAGAUGCUCUACAACUGAGCUAAUACUUCAGUAACAAAUGGGGAAAAUGGAGUUGAGGAGAGCCCAUUCUCUGUCCACUGAGGAUCUUAAGCUGUCUCAGGCAGAAAUGCACUAGGCUAGAGGAACGGAAUCUUCCAGCCUUAAAAUUAAAUGUAGGCAAAGUGGUAAUAGGAACACCCAAAAUGGCCUGACCAUAUUGGCUGCCCUCCAGCUCCGCAGUUGCAAAUUGGUCGAUGGGUUUUCUCCAACUCCCUGAUUUUGGACAUCUGUGGUUUGCCUGGCUGCACAGCAGCAAUUUCUGAAGUCCCAAAGUACAAAUAGGCUAAUAACUCAGUGCUUCGGGAUCGUUAAGCAGUAGGUAAUCCCAGGGCAAAUUCACGCUCUGCUAGAGCCCAGAGCGCUUUUGGCCCACUGUCAGUUUCUGGCGUUGGAUAUGUUAAUUACUCUCAGCCUGACUGAGACUCAAGUGGGCAGGAGACAAGUAAGGGCAAGCAGAGCAGAGUAAUUAACGUCCGCAGUAGAAGCACAUGCUCUGUUCCCUCUGAGAAACGCUUUGUAUCACGACGAUGAGGCAGAAACUGCAGGGGAAAGAUUUGGUCUUGAACGAAGGAUGCAGCUAAAGGUGGCACCAGAAAUCCGUGCUUGUGCAUCUCCUGAUGCAGAGUGUGUGCUUACUUGGUGAAGGGUGGUGGUGAAUUAGGUUGGGAGCGUAGCACUGGUUUGGUGGGGUUAACGCUCCCCACCUCAACCUUUUCCAUUAAAAACCUUCAUUAUUUUUCAGUUUCUGAAAAUACAUCCUUUAUCCCUACCCCCAAGAAACAUUCCAUGCAUAUGCAACUAUCGCAGUCAAAUAUUAUGUAGGUUUGUAUAACAAUUUAGAGUUGAUUAUAACAGUUAGUGUCCUAUGACCCCUUCCCAAACACUGCUAUCAGAGAAAUCAUUCCAGAUCAAGAUCCUCCUCACCCCACAUGGGCCACAUUUGGCAGGUGGAUGGAUGGGGUUGCCCACCUGUCAAUAAUCUGAUGCCACAGUGAUGUCAGGUGGCCCAUAUUUGCAUAGCGCUGUGCCUGGAAACCCCAAUCAGCUGCCAGCAUUUGCAAAGCACUGUGUUUGUAGUGCUGCUGAUCAAACAAGCCGUGUCAUAAACUGCUCCACAUGUGGUGUCAUAUAUGCCCUUGAAGGAACCUUCCGGGGGGGGGGGGGUUUACAGCCCUAGAGACUUGCUCCUGCUGUCCAUUCUGAGUGCUAAGCUGGUCUGCUGUGUGUCUGUUCAGAAUGUAACUCUGUUCCCUUGCCAUCAUUUGCAGCUGGAUGUCCAGGGCUGGUCAUCUCAGAUUUUGGCUGCUGUUUGGCCGACAAAACAAUUGGCUUGAAACUCCCUUUUACCAGCUGGUAUGUGGAUCGCGGGGGCAACGGCUGCCUCAUGGCGCCAGAGGUAAUUCUCUAUCUCUCUCUAUUUCUCUUGGUAUAAUAGGGUUUGUGUUUUGUAACUUUAACCAUUAUGUCUUAGUCGCUACCUUCUACACAUUCAUGUACCUGCGGUUUACCGUAUUUUUUGCACCAUAACACCGACUUUUUUCCUCCUAGAAAGUAAGGGGAAAUGUCUGUGCGUGUUAUGGAGCGAAUGCCUACGGAUGGCGGGGGGAUCUGCUGCAGUCGUGAGCAGAGGAUCCAUGGUUCCCCUUCCUUGCCUCCUCCGUGGCUUGCUUUGAAACAGAAAAGCGGGAGGAGCCGCUUACAUGAGUCCGGAGCUGUUUCUUUCAGCGAGCCAGGGAGGAGGGAGAGAAGCAGAGCCUUUAAAGGAGCAAAGCGGGAGAGGAGAGGAGCCUUCUCCCCUUAAACCCCUCUUCUGCACUAUUAACAGCAUCCUUCUCCACCCACCCCACGCGUGUUCCUUGUCCCUUGAGUGCUUUUCCUUCCCUCCCCACUUAAAACGUGGUUACAAAGCACGGAUGCACAUGGAUCCUCAGGAUUUUUGCACUGGGUCACCCCAAAUUCACCAUCAGAUCACAUAGCAUGUCCAUGGCUACAGCUUGCACCAAAAAAAUCACGCACCCACUGUUGCCUGGGGCCGCAGUGGUGCAAAAACGUGGUUACAAAGCAUGGAUCCUCAGGAUUUUUGCAUUGGGCUACCCCAAACUCACCGUCAGAUCACAUGUCUGUGGCUACAGCAUGAACCACAAAAAUCAUACAUCCACUGUUUCUUUAGAAUAUUUUUUUUCUUGUUUUCCUCCUCUAAAAACUAUGUGCGUGUUAUGGUCGGGUGCGUGUUAUAGAGCGAAAAAUACGGUAUUUAUUUUGGCUUUAUUUUAUGACUGUAUUUGUUUGACAGUGAUCUAUAAUUUUAUAUAGGCUACGUAUAUAGGCACCAGAUCCCAUUUGAUAACCUUAUCCUUUGCAGAAUCUUGUAUAACCUUUCUUUUUGAAAAUUUAUUUGUAUUUUAUUUUUUUAAGAACUACUCCAAAUUAGAUGUGCCUUUGCACUACACGUGCACAUUUUAAAAAUGCAGUUAGCUUCUGGGUUAGGCCGAUAAUUAAUGCGAUCAAAGCGGGCAUUGAGAAGCAAUGUUAUCCCUUCUGCCCCUGCUGUGCCAAAAGUGGCAUUUUACCAAAAAGUAUAUGCCAGCUUCAAAUUCUCUCCUCCAUGCCUCUCCUGAUCCCAUUAAUUAUCAGCCGCUCCAAGCGAUUUGCAUUUUAAGAAACCUGCUUGGAGGCAUUUUAAGUUUUGGCUGGCCUUGUCUGAAGGUUUGUUUUCCGUAUCUGUUUCCUGACAGGUGGUCACUGCUACCCCCGGCCCCGGGGUUGUGAUAGACUACAGCAAAGCAGAUACAUGGGCGGUUGGGGCAAUGGCAUAUGAGAUCCUUGGUGCACAUAACCCCUUCUACGGCAAAGGGGGAGCUGCUCUGGAAAGCAGGAGCUAUCAAGAUAAGGAUCUGCCACCCUUGCCAGAAACUGUACCCCUGGAAGUGAGGAAGCUGGUUGGAUUGCUGCUUCGGAGGGAUCCGGCCAAGGUGAGAGUUGCUCUCUUCUUUUCACAAGGGCUUCCACGCCUCCCCACAUCUUGCUUAGCAAUGGUCAUACAAGCCCAGACGCCAGUAUCCUGCAAAAGACCCUCUGACUGAGACCAGAGGGCUGGGCUUCACCUGCCACCGUAGUACAGUCUAGGCAAAUGGCUUUCAUUGGACCAGCUGUGGCUGAUACAAUAAUAGAGGAUAUGGCACUCCCAGGAAUCUUUGUCAGGAAGAAUGGGUAGCUGGCAUGCUCUUGUAAGUAAAUACGUAUAUGCUCCAAUUUCAUUAAAAAUAUCAAAGUGGUGUAUGACAAUAAAUGGCCGGGGGGGGGGGCAGACAGAAAUAAAUAAAUAUAUAUAUACCCCUCACUCACUCACUCACUCACUCUCUCUCUCACACACACACACCAGAAUGAAAGAUCACCACCUAAGAGUAGAAAAGAUGUAGAAAAGGCAGCAUAGAAGGUUUUCAGCAAAUGUCCAAAAGUUAACACUGAGAACACCCACUGAGUCUCUUUUGGAAGAACAUCGUACAAGACUGGGCCUAGGACACUGAAGGCUUGAUUUAGUAAUGGUAUCAAUGAGUGCAAAGCUGACUAUACAAACCUUUCCCAAAUCUUCUGAAUUGUACACUUUUUAAUUUUAUUUUAAACAACUGGAAACGUAGGAAGCUGCCUGAGGCCAGGUCAGACUGUUUGUCUAGCUAGCCCAGCAUGGCCUGUGUUCACACAUCCUGAUAAGCCAGGAUUUGCUGGUUUACCAUGGUUGAUUGGGCUCAAACGGCAUACACUAGCACCUUGCCUGUGUUUGAGUGCUUUCUACAAUUCUCCCCCUUCCCCCAGAGAAUGUACCUCAUUCCAGUGGGGAAGUCUGCAAACAGAAACCAGAGAAAGGCACACCAGAGGUGCUCGCCUGAAAGCAAACUCCGCCAUUCCUUUGACUUUCCCCACCUCCUUUCCUAUUUCAGAGGCUCUCUGCACGUGUUGCAGCCAACGUCCUCCACCUGAGUCUCUGGGGUGGUGAUACUCUCAGCCUGGAGGACCUGAGACCUGCCAAGUUGGUUGGCUGGCUUCUUCACCAAUCACUCGCCACCUUAUUGACAGAUCGCUUUGGAGAUGGGAGCAAAGUCGAAACAACGCUGAAGAGGUGCUUUCUGGCAAACCUGGAGUAUGAAGAUCUCUUUGAGGCAGCCGCCCUGCUCCACUCUUGGAGGAGCAUAGUGUCGUGA